Molecule: messenger RNA, 2710 nt
Organism: Mugil cephalus (flathead mullet)
Lineage: Eukaryota; Metazoa; Chordata; Actinopteri; Mugiliformes; Mugilidae
Product: neuroepithelial cell-transforming gene 1 protein-like
Exons: 12
Coding region: 332-2038 (568 amino acids)
Biological process (GO): positive regulation of Rho protein signal transduction; intracellular signal transduction
Molecular function (GO): guanyl-nucleotide exchange factor activity
Source: RefSeq, a predicted model, not a curated record
AAGGUUUAAUAGAGUCCAGUAGCGUGUAACUCUCUGAGACCAUGCUGGUUUCCAUUAUUAGAAACAUCAUUCUUCUUUCAAAGGCCUUUCUCUGACUAGCCCCGCCCACUCAGUGAUCGUGGAGGGCGGAGCUUUAAGCUGUCUCCUGAUUGGUCCAUUUCCAAGAAUCCGCCAUAUUCAAACUUCCGCCGUGGUGUGUGUUCUGUUGUCAUCGGCCUCCUGUUUUCUUUGUACACAUCGAGACAAUUUUAAUACCCCUAGCUUAUUUUUUUUUCCUAAGUUACUACUGCAUAUCGGUUUAACAAUUUUUCGACACAAAGCCCGUCUCAAAAUGGAGGAAAGCGAAGAAGUUGGCGGAAUGGCGGUGGUAAACAAGAAGAAGAAGCUUCGCAGGAUCCCAUCGCGGACAUCUACUACCAGUAUUAUCAGCGCAGCGGAGCCUUCUCCACGAACACUGAGGAGAAACAACUCCAAAAAACCUCCACUACAGAGAGGCAGCUCCUUCACCUUCCUCACUCCAGGGACUCCGUGGGACUUCAGUCUAAAGAGAAAGCGCAAAGAGAAGGACGAUGACACCGUCAGUCUGGCCAGCUUCGACCUCAAGGAACCCAGUAACAAACGUGUCCGACCACUGGCCAAAGUCUCAUCCCUCGUCAAUCUGAUGUCUCCUUCAAAGAACGGAGCUGUGCGGCGCUUCGGCCAGACCAUCCAGUCGAUGUCAUCGCGUAGCGAUUCCAAGUCACCGGGGAUGUCCCUGAAAUCCAGCAGGCCGACUCCCACUAAACGCAGGAACAGCACGCUGUGGUCGGAGACGCUGGACGUCCAUCAGAAGAGCACGUUCUCCACCAAAGAGAUCAAGAGACAAGAGGCAAUCCAUGAACUUUACAGAGGAGAGCAGGAUCUAAUCGAAGAUCUUCAACUCGCACGAAAGGCGUACCAUGACCCGAUGCUCAAGCUCUCCAUCAUGACGGAGGAGGAACUGGCUCACAUUUUCGGCGACCUGGAUGCCUACAUCCCCUUACACGAGGAUUUACUGAUGAAGCUGAUGGAGGGAACUGGCUCCGACGGAACAAUCAGUCAGAUCGGACAGAUAGUAAUAGACUGGCUGCCCGGCCUGAACGCUUACAGAAACUACUGCAGCAACCAGCUUGCAGCCAAAGCCCUGCUGGACCAGAAGAAGCAGGACAGGCGGGUGCAGGACUUCCUGCAGCGCUGUCUGGAGUCGCCCUUCAGCAGGAAGCUGGACCUGUGGAGCUUCCUCGACAUCCCGCGCUCGCGCCUGGUGAAAUACCCGCUGCUGCUGCGAGAGAUUCUCAAACACACUCCUCCCGAUCACCCAGAUGUCACCAGUCUGGAGAGGGCUGUCGUUAUAAUCCAGGAGGUCCUGGCUGAUAUUGAUGUGAGGAAAGGGGAGUCUGAGUGCCAGUAUUACAUCGACAAACUGGAGUUUCUGGAUGACAAGCAGCGUGACCCCCUCAUUGAUAACUGUAAGAUCCUACUAUGUCACGGCGAGCUGAGGCACAAGAGUGGCUCGAGGCUGCACGUGUUCCUGUUCUCUGAGCUGCUGGUUCUGACCCGACCGGUGACGCGUAACGACAGGAGCUGCUUCCAGGUGUAUCGACAGCCAAUCCCGGUCCGGGACCUGGCUCUGGAGGACCUGCAAGACGGAGAGAUCCGCAUGGGGGGGUCCUUCAGAGGGGCUUUCACCAGCGGAGAGAAAGCUAAGAAUGUUUUCCGUGUGCGUUCGCUGGACCCCUCCCACGGCCAGUCCCACACCCUGCACGUCAGCGACGUCUACCACAAGCAGCAGUGGCUCAACUGCCUCCGCACCGCCAUCACUCAACAGCAGGGGGCUCCAGCUAGAGUUCAACAGGUGGACUCCAUCCCAGCGAAGCGUCGCUCCUCCGUCUGUGAUGAAGAGCCAGAUGAGAACUGUCCCCCUGUCUCUGGCCCUAAACUCAGGCCUCAGACACUGUCCAAAACCAGACUGGACCAGAGGUUACAAGAAUCAGUAAAGAGGAAGGAAACUGGAGUGUAGAUCUUGAGUCAUGUUUCCUCUCGGACAGACAUGAGUGCUCAACAUGUAUCCUGUUUGAUCAUGUGUGUCUUUGAACACGUUCUCCUCUGCUGUUCUAGCUCUGUCGCUUUUUGUUUCUGCGGCUGCACUGAAAACCCAUUCCAUUUCCGUCCAAAUGUCUGUCAAGUCUUUAAAUCAUGUAAUUAGUUUACGAUGAAAGUGAUGUGUGCCAUUAUGACUGAUAUAAGUGUUUACAUCUGCUAAAUGUGUGUGGAACUAGAUUUUUCUUUGGUAUGAAGCAAGUUAAAACAGCUUUAUAGCUCUUUAGCUUUUUGUAUCACUCUCUGGUUUAUGUGUUAAAACAUUCAGUGUUGAGCUGUAAUCUGUACAUCGACAGCUAUAUCAUAGACGUCAUGUGUGAAGCUGUCCGUUGUGCUAUCUCGUGAAGAUAAGGGAUCAAGAAACACGUAGUGUAGUGUCUCUGCUGUCUACAGAAAGAUGGUGGGUGACACACACUAAAGAUGUUUUGAGCUUAGAUAAAGGAUAAUGAGAAGAUGGUAAUCUUCAACUUGAACAUUGACCGCAGAUAAAAUGAGAACAUUUCCUAGGAAAAAAAAAAAAGUGAAUAUAAAUGUAUUCAGUAGAAAUGCGUUAAUUGCAAAAAAAAAUAAAACUUUUAGCUUUGUACUUGAA